Messenger RNA from Coniophora puteana RWD-64-598 SS2, 978 nucleotides. RefSeq lists its product as uncharacterized. The record is from RefSeq and is a predicted model, not a curated record. The transcript has 2 exons. NCBI's taxonomy places the organism in Eukaryota, Fungi, Basidiomycota, Agaricomycetes, Boletales, Coniophoraceae. The annotation marks the transcript as partial.
UUCAAAUACCCGCUAGCGACCGUCAGCAAGGCCCUCGACGUCCUCGGUGAUCGGCUGAUCUUUGGUUAUGAUGUCGGUUGCAAUCUCGGCGGCACUAUUACCCGCAGCUCCCUUGCUUCUCGGUUUGCCGCGUCCAAGUCCUGCGUAUGCGUGGACGCCUUCCACGGGUAUACACACAACUAUGCCUGUCAAGACAAGAACCAUCCUAGUGUCUUAGAAGGCACAGGUCUCGAGUCCUUCGGUGUACUGGAACGAAUCUUCAGCCAGUCGAACCACCUUACUCCCGUCAUCCGCUAUGCGACGGCGUUUAAUAGGCGACUGUAUAUCAAUUUGUACUUCACUCAAUGGGACGAGGAUCGGUACCUUAAUCUCGGGCCCAGUCUUUAUCGAAGUUACGUUCACACCGUCAAGGCCCUCGACUCCGAUAGCGCGGCGCUUUCGCAGGCCAAAGUUUCGCUCGGUAUCACUGAUGACGACCUCAAGACAUGGACUCUAGAGCAAAGCGAGUAUCUUAGGAGCGUCGGGCAGGAGUCCGAGUACGAUAUUCACUGCGUCACGUAUGUAGAACUGCUCCAGGAGCUUCGGACUGCCUGGGAGCAAUCGGGGCGACAUAAGGACGCGUACAUGAACUCGAUUCCCGACAACUAUACCGUCCCCUCCUCGGUCACUUUCGCCACAACGUCUGCACCUAUCAACGAUCGCGAUGCCGCAGCAUCGCAGACGCUCACCCUCGAGUCGGCUAUGCGUCACGCAAAAGAGCGAUACAACAACCUGCUCUCUGAUGUCUUGGCGUUGGAAGAGAAGAUGGGUAUCUCGAGACGAUGGCAGCCUUCUGAUGAGGAGUACAUCCGCACCGUGCAGUACGUGAGUAAACGCAAGUAUCACCGAGCGCUGAACCACCUUCAACGGCUGGUUGUGCUACGGUUACUUGAGUUACACAAACUCAAUCUCGGCCGAGCCGGUGGGUUUCUCUUUUGA